Messenger RNA from Culex quinquefasciatus (southern house mosquito), 1183 nucleotides. RefSeq names its product speckle-type POZ protein-like A. Bases 50 to 1105 code for a protein of 351 amino acids. The record is from RefSeq and is a predicted model, not a curated record. The transcript has 2 exons. Gene Ontology annotation, cellular component: nucleus; cytoplasm. Gene Ontology annotation, biological process: regulation of proteolysis; proteasome-mediated ubiquitin-dependent protein catabolic process. Gene Ontology annotation, molecular function: ubiquitin protein ligase binding. NCBI's taxonomy places the organism in Eukaryota, Metazoa, Arthropoda, Insecta, Diptera, Culicidae.
UUGGCAUGAAUCGUUUUGUUAUUUUGUGAAAUUUUGUCGUCGUACCAUCAUGUCUUCAACGACCGCCAAGAGAGUUCGUGUCUGCAACGACAGCUGCGUUACUUUCACCGAAACCAAGGAGUUCAACUUCACAUGGACUAUCCAGAAUUUCCCCACGUGGAUGGCGAAAUCUGAUAACGAAAGAUACUCACCUCGUUUUCCGACCACCGAAGAGGAAGAUUUGCAGUGGGUUUUAUCGUUCAAGUGCGAAAGCUCAUCAGAUGCAUCGUAUUGUUCACUUUAUCUGAAGUUGAAAUUGAAACUUUUGCCUGAAAAUAAUAUCGAUGCCAUGUAUGAGUUCGUGAUGAUGGACUCUGGGAAGACGAUUUUUAUGAAGAGGAGCGGUGUCGAUAAUUUUGGUAUGGGAACAAGUUGGGGUUAUUCAAACUUCAUUAAGAGAGAUGAGUUGGAGAAUCAAAUCGGGCUCGGCAACACGCUCAUCAUAGCCUGCAAAGUCAACGUUAAUGCUGGCAUGGUCGACGAAAUGAUUGAGUCGAGCAUCGUUGAGCCUGAAGCGUCCCCCAGCAGCCUGAUCGAGGAUCUUGGCUCGCUGCUGGAAAGCAAAAAAUACGGCGACGUUUCGAUCAAAGUCGGAAACCGGAAGAUUCUCGCGCACAAAAACAUCCUCGCUGCCCGGAGCUCCGUGUUUGCCGCCAUGUUCGAGCACAAGAUGGAGGAGAAGAUCACAAACGUGGUGAGCAUCGCCGACAUCAAGCUCGUUGUGCUCGAAGAAAUGCUGCGUUACAUUUACACCGACAAGGUCAACAACUUGGACACGCUGUCCUACCAGCUGUACACCGCCGCCGACAAGUACGACAUACCGGCGCUGAGAUCGCUCUGUCGAAUUGCGAUCCUGGGCAAUCUGUCGACCGAAAACGUGGCGGAAACGAUCAUCUGUGCCGACCUGCACAGCGACGGUGAGAUGAAAUCGCGAGCGAUGCAGUUUCUCAGCAGGAACAUCAGCGUCGCUCUCGGAGUGACGAAAUCGAAGGGCUGGAAGCAGAUGGAAGCGACUCAUCCGCAUUUGGUCACCGAGGCGUUCGAGGCGUUGGCUAGUAACAUGUAGUGAUGUAAACCUAGGAAAGGAUGAACUGAUGUUAAUCUAUCCGAACUGGACAAAUUCUUUCGAUAUUAUAUGGCUUGA